This is a messenger RNA of Osmia bicornis bicornis, 1232 nucleotides long. It is a transcript of the gene Idi, whose product is annotated as isopentenyl-diphosphate Delta-isomerase 1. The coding region runs from base 382 to 1176 and encodes 264 amino acids. NCBI's taxonomy places the organism in Eukaryota, Metazoa, Arthropoda, Insecta, Hymenoptera, Megachilidae. Gene Ontology annotation, cellular component: cytoplasm. Gene Ontology annotation, molecular function: isopentenyl-diphosphate delta-isomerase activity. The record is from RefSeq and is a predicted model, not a curated record. The transcript has 2 exons. Gene Ontology annotation, biological process: isopentenyl diphosphate biosynthetic process; isoprenoid biosynthetic process.
UAAACAUCCCUUUCGUUUUAUGUCGAUUAUCGAUUAUACAAUAUUAAUAUUUAAUAGAAAUUUUAUUACAGUUUUUAGAUUUUACAAUGUAUAAAGUUCAAAAUAUAAAAGCGCUCGAUGGCUUUGUAGAUAUCAUUCAUGUCAUGUCAAAACAUUAUUCAAAUUGUAAAUUUGAAAAAAGACGUCAUGACGUCAAGUUUAAAGGUUAGUGCUGUGAAUACCUUUAAAGUAUGCGAUCGUAUAAAACUUUCUACAAGAAAAGUUUCUUUACAGUAGAGCGUUUAGCGUAUGUUUAGUUAAAUUUGAAAUUGUUUUAUGAUCAUUAUCUUAGUUAACCUAUUACUUGUGUAUAUACAUCAUACAUUUUAGAAAAAAAAUUUGAUGUGUAAAGUAUUGUAUGUGUCAAUUUUGAAAAAUAUUUCUGAACAGUUCACUGUAGUGAUGGCUAAAAUGUUAAAAAAUCUAUCUUCUGCUACAUGUCACUUAAAAUCUACGGUAAAAAAUGUUGGUAGUACACAAGCAGCUCCUUUGCAGCAAGCUGCUUUAGAAGAACGUUGCAUCUUGGUUGAUGCAUUAGAUAAACCUCUUGGUAAAGCAACAAAACGAGACUGUCAUACAGUUAAUUCUGAUGGCCAAGUUCCUCUUCAUAGAGCGUUUAGUGUUUUUUUGUUUAAUGGAAAAGGAGAAUUGUUACUUCAAAAGCGAUCUGCCAAUAAGAUAACAUUUCCAAACCAUUACACAAACACGUGUUGUAGUCAUCCAUUGGCUGAAAUUUCUGAAGAAACAGAAGAGCAUGAAGCAAUUGGAAUACGUAGAGCAGCACAAAGAAGACUUAAUUAUGAAUUAGGAAUCCCCUUGUCUCAAAUUCUUUUAUCAGAUUUUCUGUAUCUAACAAGAAUUCAUUAUCAUGCAGUGAAUGGAUACUGGGGUGAACAUGAAAUAGAUUAUGUGCUAUUUAUGCAGAAGGAUAAUAUUAUAUUAAAUCCAAAUUCAGAUGAAAUUAGCGAACUUCGUUGGGUGUCACAAUCUGAGAUUAAUGACUUUGUGAAAAAUCUUAAUUCUCCAUUGAGUCCUUGGUUUGAAUUAAUUCUUAAACAUAAAUUGCCACUUUGGUGGAAUAAUUUACACGCACUGGAAAAAAUGCAAGAUCAUAAUACGAUUCAAAGAUUUGUAUAAAAUUUUUAUAAACUGAAAAUAGAUAUAAUAAAGUUAAAUCAAGAUUUUGUGUUUAA